Molecule: messenger RNA, 737 nt
Organism: Daphnia pulicaria
Lineage: Eukaryota; Metazoa; Arthropoda; Branchiopoda; Diplostraca; Daphniidae
Product: venom allergen 3-like
Exons: 5
Coding region: 25-687 (220 amino acids)
Cellular component (GO): extracellular region
Source: RefSeq, a predicted model, not a curated record
GCCGACUAUUGUCACAUAAACAACAUGCGCUGCUGUGCAUUUCAAACGUUGAUCUUCUAUUUGCUGGCUGCCCGUAGUAAUGUGGAAGCGGGCGUUUGCGAGGAAACAAUUGAAAUGGAAAUGACGCAAGACGAUAUUGAUUUCAUCGUAGAACUUCACAACCAGUUGCGUCAACGAGUGGCGUCUGGCAAAGAAUAUCGAGGAUCACCUGGGCCUCAGCCACCUGCCUUUUACAUGCCUGAUUUGGAAUGGGAUGAAGAGUUGGCCAAUGUCGCCUCGGAGUGGGCCCACAAUUGUGAAUUUCAACACGAUCCGAACCUCCGAACUAUGCAGAUGGGUCAAAAUCUGGCCAUCACUUUCAACUCGGAUCGAUUGAAGACGCCGAAUUGGGCCGAUGCAGCGAUCGACCAGUGGUACUCGGAAGUGGAAAACGUGGACUGUCGUAGUGUUUCCAGUUUAACGAGUCUGCAAGGAGCCAACGACCGGAAUAUUGGCCAUUACACUCAAAUGGUUUGGGCGGAAACGACGGCCGUGGGUUGCGCGGCCGUCGGUUACACGGACGAUUCCAUAGCCGAGAUGCCGUACCGAAUCCUUUACGUCUGUAAUUACAGUCCACAGGGCAAUUUUAUCGACCAACCGAUUUACGACGCCGAUUUCUCAUCUUCCAACUGUCCGGAAUUUCGCUAAUAAAAGAAGUUUCCAGGCAAUAAUAAAAUACACUGUGACGACACAACAUG